CUGCCCGAAGCUCCUCCCCGCCGGCCGCGGGGCCGGAAGCCGCCGCUGUGUGCCCUGUGAACCGGGAAGGGCUCGGUUUGAAUGAGAUCCGGCUGAUUCACCGCGGCCCGGGCGGCUCCGGCCCAGGAAAGAGACCUACUGGUGUCAUCUUUACAGUCAAAAAGUGGAAGCUGCUGCCAAGUUUGUUCUGUGAGCACCUCUUGCUGAGCACCAGAAAUAUGGAUAGACUUCUGCGACUGGGAGGAGGUAUGCCUGGGCUGGGACAGGGGCCACCAACAGAUGCUCCUGCGGUCGAUACAGCGGAACAGGUUUAUAUCUCUUCCCUUGCACUGCUGAAAAUGUUGAAGCAUGGUCGUGCUGGUGUCCCUAUGGAAGUUAUGGGUCUGAUGCUUGGGGAAUUUGUUGAUGAUUAUACUGUGAGAGUGAUUGAUGUUUUUGCAAUGCCACAGUCCGGAACGGGUGUCAGUGUGGAGGCAGUUGAUCCUGUAUUUCAAGCAAAAAUGUUGGAUAUGCUGAAACAGACGGGAAGACCUGAGAUGGUAGUUGGUUGGUAUCAUAGUCAUCCUGGCUUUGGCUGUUGGUUGUCUGGUGUAGAUAUCAAUACUCAGCAGAGCUUUGAAGCCUUAUCAGAAAGAGCUGUUGCUGUGGUGGUGGAUCCCAUUCAGAGUGUAAAAGGAAAGGUUGUUAUUGAUGCCUUCAGAUUGAUCAAUGCUAAUAUGAUGGUCUUAGGACAUGAACCAAGACAAACAACUUCAAAUCUGGGUCACCUAAACAAGCCAUCUAUCCAGGCACUAAUCCAUGGACUAAACAGACAUUACUAUUCCAUCACCAUCAACUACAGGAAGAAUGAACUAGAACAGAAGAUGCUGCUUAAUUUGCAUAAGAAGAGUUGGAUGGAAGGUUUGACACUUCAGGACUACAGUGAACAUUGCAAACUCAAUGAAACAGUAGUGAAGGAGAUGUUAGAAUUAGCUAAGAAUUAUAACAAGGCUGUUGAAGAAGAAGAUAAGAUGACACCUGAACAGCUGGCAAUAAAAAAUGUUGGCAAGCAGGACCCUAAACGUCAUUUAGAAGAGCAUGUGGAUGUGCUGAUGACCUCAAACAUUGUCCAGUGUUUAGCUGCUAUGUUGGAUACAGUUGUAUUUAAAUAACUGAUUUACCGUUGGUGAUACUUUCUGUGUAUAUUUGUUUAUUGUUUCUUAUACAAAACAGAGACUGUUGAGGCUUUAUUUGAUUAAACCGAGACAUCUGACUUCAUUUGCAAUGUAAGUGCAGCACUAUAACACCUCUCAGUCUCUAAUUGUGUAUUUGCUUCAGUUUCUUUAUGUCAGGGUCCUCACAAAUUCCAAAGUAUUCAAGAACACAAUGUGGGAAAAAAUGGAGUACGUUUUCAUUUAAUAUUUGGGGGGGAAAAUCAGUAGUACAUAUAUAUUUUGAUUGUUGCAACAUAAUAAAAAUACAUUUACAAAUCUG
Messenger RNA from Taeniopygia guttata (zebra finch), 1473 nucleotides. It is a transcript of the gene PSMD14, whose product is annotated as proteasome 26S subunit, non-ATPase 14. Gene Ontology annotation, molecular function: metallopeptidase activity; protein binding. The record is from RefSeq and is a predicted model, not a curated record. NCBI's taxonomy places the organism in Eukaryota, Metazoa, Chordata, Aves, Passeriformes, Estrildidae.